UUGGUAAUCCAACAUUCCUCACCAGCGGAGGUGAGGCACAUACUUCUUGCAUACAGUUGCAAAAUCCAUCCCGAGCCCGCUUUCCAACCCAACAUCUCAAACUCUUGACCAGCAUUUCGCAGCCGAAAUUUUCUACCACCGAAAAUCAAAACAUCAUCGCCAUGCUUUGGAUCCUAAUCUUGCUCUUCGUGAUCCCCUGCAUCUGUCUUAUCAUCUACUUUGCACUCUCAUCGUGCCUUGGAGAUGGCCUGAGAAGCACCCGUCCGUCGUUCGGAAGAACGUACUUCAACUCCGGAGCGGGCACUAGCGGUGGGGCAUGGGAGAGCGUGGAAAUGUAUGGUCUAAGGAGGGAGGAUGAAGAUCUGGAGUCGGAGGAAGGUGAUUGGGAUGGGGAGGCGGAGGGACAAGAGUAUGAAGGGGUGUUUCACCAGAGUCAUUAGUGGAUGGUGCCUAUUUUGCGAUAUAUCUGAAUGGCAACUGAAGUAAGAAGAUGUCAGGACUGGAGAUGGCUGAAGACCUCUGGCACGUGAGCGGUUGAGGAG
This is a messenger RNA of Tricharina praecox, 542 nucleotides long. RefSeq lists its product as uncharacterized. The record is from RefSeq and is a predicted model, not a curated record. The transcript has 2 exons. Bases 162 to 440 code for a protein of 92 amino acids. Lineage: Eukaryota; Fungi; Ascomycota; Pezizomycetes; Pezizales; Pyronemataceae.